UUUAAGAAUCGAUUAAAGCCUGCUCCAUUCGAUUUAUCAAAGACCCAAAGCGAUCGCGAGAGGAGUCUAGCAAGGGUUUUCUUGUCCUGAUUUUCGUUUGAUAUUUAUCGGUGAUUAUUAGGGCUUUUGGUUCUUCAAAUCUGUUCGUCGUAGGGUUUGGCUUAGGAGGUUGAUUCGAGGAUUAUGGCCCCAGAAGAGGCGGAGUAUGAGAGUGAUCCCGAGGAAUUGAAGCGCUCCUUGGCUACCAGGAGAAGAGAAGCAAGCGAUGAUGAGGAUGAAGGGGUUAAGGAUGCGGAUGCGAAGCGGGGAGGAAAUCAGAGACCCGAGAUUGAUUCCGAUGAACAGAGUGGUGGUAUUCUUGAUGAUGAAGGCGAGGAAGGCUUGCACAUAGAGGGCGAUAGUUAUGAUGAAGAAGAGGAGGAUGAGGAAGAGGAUUAUGGAGACGAUUUGGAAUACAUAGCGGAUAAUGACAAUGGCAAGCCAGUGGACUCUCAGCCUAAGGGAGUGAUUGAGGACUCUGCCACAGAUGUUGUGGAACAAAAGCCCAAGGAACCUUUUGCAGUGCCAACUGCUGGAGCAUUUUACAUGCACGAUGACAGAUUUCAGGAAUUGGAUGCCGCCUCAAAUAGGCGAAUGCGUGGUGGCAGGAGGCUCUGGCAAUCUAGAGAUGAAAGAAAAUGGGGACAUGACAAAUAUGAGGAGAUGAAUACACAGGAAAAGCAAUAUGAUCGGAGGACUUCGAGAGGGCGAGUCAGAGGUCGUGGUCUUGGUAGGGGUCAGGAGCGUGGAUAUUCUCGAGGGAGCAAUUCUAAAGCGUUUACCAGCAACGGACACCAAAAUCAGUUUCCUAAGGCUGUCUCCAGAGGUAGAGGGCCCCGAAGAUAUGAGGUUGCCUUGAGAAAUGGCAAUCAAGCACCUUCUGUGCAAACCAAACAGUCCCAGAAUUCUUUUGAGAAAGUGUCACACGUGGAUUCAGGGCGUGCACCAACAGAAACAGCUAGUACAGAGACUGAUGCCAUCCAAGCCAAAAAGAAUGUAGUUGCUUCAAGCUUAAAUUCAGCUUCUCCUCCAUUCUAUCCUUCUGGAUCCUCCAAGAACUUGGCACAAAAGGAUUUACGAGCUGGCAUGGGAAGACUGCACAUUAAUGCAAACCCUACUCCCACUGGGAAGAAGUUUGGGCAUACUAAAUCCAGCCCCACGUGGGUACGCACUGCCCAACCUUCUCAGGCUACAAGUCAAGGUAGAGGUGCACCUCCUCCUGGGCAAGCGCUUUACCAGCAAUCUCUUAAUCAUGGUGACAAAGUUUCCUCGCCGAUGCAAAUCCGGGGAAUGCCAAAAGCCACCGACCAAAGCUGUACUCAACCUCCUGGUCAGGCUUUUGAUCAACAUUCGGCUGUUAUUAGUUCGCUGUCUUCUUCUCCACCGAAAACCAGCUCAUUGAAAAAUCAAUAUCUUUUUGGGGAAACAGAUUCAACCACGGAAUCAGGUGCCCUGGUUGCCAAGGGAAAAGGGUCUCUCCAGCAUAGUGGAAGGGGAUCUUUUAUGUUUGGAGGGACCCAAUUUAUGGGGCCAGCUGGGAGCAUGUCAGCUGGUCAUGGCAAUCCAAAUUUCCCUGCUUUUCUGCCUGUUAUGCAAUUCGGUGGUCAGCAUGGUGGUGUUCCAAGCUCUGGAAUGGCUCUUCCAGGAUAUGUCCAUGGAAUGGCUCUUCCAGGAUAUGUCCAACCAGAACAUGGUACAGGAAAUCCUGAGAUGACAUGGUUGCCUAUUUUGACUGGCCCGGGAGCAUUAGGGGCUUCGUAUUCACCUUAUGCCGCCAUCGAUGGUUCAUACCAAGCACACAAACCAGGGUUACCUUCCUCUGCGGGAUCCUCCAGCCAAGAAAACAGUUCGAGUAACCCUAAUGAUGAAGAGAAACCAGUGGAGAGACUUGAGGUUACAAACAAUGGAAAUUCACAACGGUUGAACAGCAACCGAAACAAGCAGCCUCGUAGAUACUCGGAGAUGAGCUUAAGCAAGUGAAUGCACUUGUAAAUGAAGGUCCUCUUGAAUGAUGCUUCUCCAAGCUGCUUUACGGAGCACUUUGGGCUGCUAUUGUUGCCCGUUUUUAAUAGGAGGUAGGUGUUGUGCCUUUGUGAGCUUGAGCUGUGGCUUCCUUCAUCUGUGUAAUCUUUUUUUUUUUUGGUCCUUUUUGCUUCCUCUUUUUGUAAUGUUUGUGAUUUACUUUUGAGUUUCCAUCCUCCUAUCUCUAAUUAAAGGUUUUGUACCCGAAAGUCCCAACUUCACAAUUUGCCCA
This is a messenger RNA of Eutrema salsugineum, 2293 nucleotides long. Its product is annotated as protein MLN51 homolog. The transcript has 10 exons. Gene Ontology annotation, biological process: mRNA processing. Gene Ontology annotation, cellular component: exon-exon junction complex. NCBI's taxonomy places the organism in Eukaryota, Viridiplantae, Streptophyta, Magnoliopsida, Brassicales, Brassicaceae. Gene Ontology annotation, molecular function: mRNA binding. Bases 184 to 2019 code for a protein of 611 amino acids. The record is from RefSeq and is a predicted model, not a curated record.